Molecule: messenger RNA, 915 nt
Organism: Drechmeria coniospora
Lineage: Eukaryota; Fungi; Ascomycota; Sordariomycetes; Hypocreales; Ophiocordycipitaceae
Exons: 5
Coding region: 1-915 (304 amino acids)
Biological process (GO): NAD+ biosynthetic process
Molecular function (GO): nicotinate-nucleotide adenylyltransferase activity; nicotinamide-nucleotide adenylyltransferase activity
Source: RefSeq, a predicted model, not a curated record
AUGGCCUCGUCCGAUUUUGACUUUGUCAAGAAGAUGACUCCCGCCACCUAUACAUUCCCAUCACAUCGCCUUCGCCGCGCCUCGAGCUCGAAUACGCCCCUCGUCCUGGUCUCCUGCGGAUCAUUCUCCCCCAUCACCUUCCUUCACCUCCGCAUGUUUCCCAUGGCUCGGGACCACAGCCGUAACGAGGCAGGAUUCGAGGUCGUUGGCGGCUACCUCUCCCCCGUCUCCGACGCCUACAAGAAGAAGGGCCUCGCGCCGGCGGUGCAUCGCAUCCGCAUGUGCGAGCUGGCGACCGAGAACACGUCCAAGUGGCUCAUGGUAGACCCAUGGGAGGCCGAGAGCCCGACGUACAUCCCGACGGCACGAGUGCUCGACCACUUCGACUACGAAAUCAACCACGUCAUGGGCGGCGUCGAGUGCACUGACGGCACCCGCAAGCCCGCCAAGAUCGUCCUGCUCGCCGGUGCCGACUUGAUCCAGACGAUCAGCACGCCCGAGGUCUGGGACGCCCGUGACGUCGAGCACAUUCUCGGAAACUUUGGAGCCUUCGUGCUGGAGCGAACAGGCACCGAGCUCGACUCGGCCCUCGCGAGCUUGAAGCAGUGGGAGAAGAACAUCCAUGUCAUACGACAGGUGGGCAACCAGCCGGCCCAUGGGGGCUUCCUCCGCCCAACUCAGCACGAAGGUGCGCUUGCUUUUGAAGAGAAACCUGAGCAUCGAUUACAUGUGCGCCCCAUCCACUCCCCCCCGGCACACUAUCCGUCCCUAACCAGCAUGGCUCCUGGCAGUGUUCCCGAUGAUGUUGUCAAUUACAUCUACGAACAUGAUCUGUACCGGGAUCUCGACCUGCAGAGGAGCGAAAAGGAAAAGGACGGAACCGACGACGCGGCGCCCGGACCCCGCGACGGCUGA